GCUCAGCGCUGAGUCUCUUUCACAACCCACUCCGUGUCGGCCCCUCAGCAAGGUAUUGAUCAAUCGUGAUCUGGGUUGAGUAAGCUCUUGAGUAAGAAAAUAUUAACUAGAUCAAAAGCUCUAAUACCCAUAUGCUCAUGAAGAGAAAGCAGAGACUCAUGAAGAACUUAGUUUGAAGAGACGCAGUCCACACAGGUGCUCCUCCAGCCUUGGAUCAUCUAUGGUCAACAUAACAUCCUCUUGUAAAUUCUUUGAUAGUAUUGUCAAGAUUUCACAGACCACCACCCCAUCAAGAUGCAGAAAUCCAGGUCACUUAGCGGGAUCAUCCGAUGGUACAUUUAUGCCAUCCAUGGGCUUCUGUGUGAAAUACUGUUUACCUCAAUCUGGGACAUUUUCGCCAUAAAAAGCUGGAAACUGGUAGGAGUCAGCAGCAUCUGGGCCAUUUUCAUAUAUGGGACAGCCAUUUUUAUAAUUGAAAAGAUGUAUUUUUACCUACAGAGAAGAUGUCCCCUCAUUUUUCGAUGUCUUGUAUACACCUUGUGGACAUACACAUGGGAAUUCUCCACAGGCUAUGUGCUGAGGAUUUUCGAUGCAUGUCCUUGGGACUAUUCUCAUUUCCCUGGAAACAUCAUGGGUCUUAUUACACUGGAAUAUGCAGUACCCUGGUACUUUGGCUGUAUGAUAGCAGAACAGGUGGUCAUCAAAUACACACUCAGGUUACACUUGCUCCAAAUUGGAAACCAAGAAAAAUGCAAAUGAACUCUACAUUAUUAAACCCUAGAAGGUUUGACUUGCAAUGAAAAAAAAAAAAAAAAAACAACA
Molecule: messenger RNA, 822 nt
Organism: Rana temporaria (common frog)
Lineage: Eukaryota; Metazoa; Chordata; Amphibia; Anura; Ranidae
Gene: TMEM229B
Product: transmembrane protein 229B
Exons: 2
Coding region: 295-759 (154 amino acids)
Source: RefSeq, a predicted model, not a curated record